Molecule: messenger RNA, 532 nt
Organism: Medioppia subpectinata
Lineage: Eukaryota; Metazoa; Arthropoda; Arachnida; Sarcoptiformes; Oppiidae
Source: the annotation of a GenBank genome assembly
CUACCGCAAGGGAUCCACUCUUGACUUCUCUGCCAUACCAUUCAUUGCUGGCGUUUUGUGUUGCACACUUUGGCUAAGAUAUGGUUAUAUGCUUUCGGAUGAGACCAUGAUUUUUGUCAAUACGAUUGGCCUAUCGCUGCAAGUCUUGUAUCUGAUCUGGUUUUACGCCUUCACCGGCAAACGUGGUCCACUCAAUAGACAAAUCGGUUACCUAUUAGUGAUAUUGGCGUCCGUGUCGAUGGUGGUCGAGUCCCGAUCGGAUCCCACGUAUUUGGCCGGUCUGUUAGCCUGUAUGGCAUCGUUGCUGUGCUGUUCGGCUCCGUUGGUCGGUGUGGGCGAAGUGUUGCGGACCAAGAGCUCCGAGAAGUUGCCAUUUGUGUUGAUCGCGUCAUCAUUUGUUGUGAGCCUAAUGUGGUUACUCUACGGACUGGUGAUCAAUGACCAGUUCGUGUCGGUCACCAAUGGUAUCGCUGUCCUCAUCAGUACCGUCCAGUUGUCACUGUUUGUCAUUUACCCGACAAAAGCCAAAACA